This is a messenger RNA of Coprinopsis cinerea okayama7#130, 1830 nucleotides long. Its product is annotated as beta-hexosaminidase. The record is from RefSeq and is a predicted model, not a curated record. Lineage: Eukaryota; Fungi; Basidiomycota; Agaricomycetes; Agaricales; Psathyrellaceae. Gene Ontology annotation, molecular function: beta-N-acetylhexosaminidase activity. The coding region runs from base 1 to 1830 and encodes 609 amino acids. The transcript is spliced from 12 exons. Gene Ontology annotation, biological process: glycosaminoglycan metabolic process; carbohydrate metabolic process. Gene Ontology annotation, cellular component: membrane.
AUGCGAUCUCUGAAAUAUCUCUUAUGUCUUUCUACGAUAACGCUCGCCCACGCUCUGUGGCCAUUGCCCAGAAACCUCGAAACCGGAACGAACUUCGUCAAGCUCUCACCAAACUUCGACAUUAAACUCGUGUCAAACCUCGAGUCGAGCGCCCCUGAAGACCUCCUAUUGGCCUUGACGCGUACUAAGGAACGCAUAGUGCAGGACAAGCACCAAAGGUUGACGGAUGAGCGAGGGGCAAAGGACCUGUCCAACGUGAACGAAGGAGCGACACUUUCUUCGCUCGUACUAUCUCUCAGGAACCCACCUGACAAGAUACAGUCGAUCUCGGUGGAGUCUGUCAAGCCAUUGGAGGAUAGGAAUGAAGUGUACUCCUUGAACCUACCGAGUGACGGGUCUCCUGCGACCAUCACAGCUGACACGACGUUGGGACUUCUCAGAGGCCUGACUACGUUCGAGCAGCUGUGGUACUGGGUUGACGAUGACAGGGAUGGUGUGGUGUACACAUAUCAAGCGCCAGUCGUGAUUAAAGAUGACAGCCCUAGCUAUCCGUACCGCGGUCUCUUGCUGGACACGUCCAGGAACUUCUUCCCAGUAGAUGACAUCCUUCGAACCUUGGACGCGAUGAGCAUGGUCAAGAUGAGCGUCUUCCACUGGCACGUUGUCGACUCGCAAAGCUUCCCCUUGGAAGUACCCGGAUACCCUGAACUAUCUCAAAAGGGUGCCUACUCACCUUCCCAGCGAUACAAGACGGAAGACGUGCAGACGAUUGUCAAGUACGCGUCGGAGCGAGGCAUCGACGUUUUGAUGGAAAUCGACACGCCAGGACAUACCACCAGCGUCGCAGCCUCCCAUCCCGAGCAUGUCGCGUGUGCCUGGGCCGACCCAUGGUACAACUACGCACACGAACCACCCGCCGGACAGCUUCGAAUCACUUCAGAAAAGACCCGAGAGUUCACAGUUUCAUUGCUCAGCAACAUCGCUGAGACGCUUCCUUCGUCCAUGUUCGGCACGGGUGGAGAUGAAAUCAAUUUGAGAUGUUACCUCGAUGACGAACAGACGAAGAUUGAGUUGAAAGAUGCCGGACUCUCCAUCGAUAAAAAGGGGCUUGAUCACGUUUUGAACGACUUUGUGGAUGCAACGCACAAAGCGUUGAAGGAAUUGAAGAAAACCCCCGUGGUCUGGGAAGAAAUCGCGCUAUCCCAUGAUUUGACCAGCCUUUCGAACGAAACAAUCGUCACGGUCUGGACCGACUCCAGCAAGGCAGCCGACGCGAUAAAUAAAGGGUUCAGGAUCGUCCAUGCGCCAUCGAACUACUUCUACCUGGACUGUGGCGGUGGUGGUUGGUUGGGAAACUCGCCUACUGGUAAUAGCUGGUGCGAUCCUUUCAAGACCUGGCAAAAGGCAUAUACUUUCGAUCCACAAGACUCUAUCAGCCCGAGUAAAGCACAUCUAGUCCUUGGAGGACAGCAAUUGCUAUGGGCGGAACAGUCAUCGCCAGAAAACCUUGACUCGAUUGUGUGGCCACGGGCAGCCGCAUCGGCCGAGGUGUUCUGGACAGGCCUCCACGGUAGCGAACGAAACCUCACCGACGCACUUUCUCGGCUGCACGACCUCCGUUACCGAAUGGUUCAGCGUAAAAUCCGCGCGAUUCCACUUCAGCCCCACUGGUGUGCUCUACAGCCUGAAAAAUGCCUUGCUGCUCCUUGGGUGAAAUCGUGGUCUAUCGUCCAGAAUUCCAUCACCGAGUUCACUCGACGAUUGAUCAAAAUCGGGCGGUAUCUGCAAGGCAGCUACACAUUGUUCGGGCGGGUGAUUUAUGAGUUUUGA